Messenger RNA from Girardinichthys multiradiatus, 6723 nucleotides. RefSeq names its product zinc finger protein 281-like. NCBI's taxonomy places the organism in Eukaryota, Metazoa, Chordata, Actinopteri, Cyprinodontiformes, Goodeidae. Gene Ontology annotation, molecular function: RNA polymerase II cis-regulatory region sequence-specific DNA binding; DNA-binding transcription factor activity, RNA polymerase II-specific. Gene Ontology annotation, biological process: regulation of transcription by RNA polymerase II. The transcript is spliced from 7 exons. The coding region runs from base 177 to 2570 and encodes 797 amino acids. The record is from RefSeq and is a predicted model, not a curated record.
AGAAUGCUUUGCGCGGGCCAAGAUGGAAGAAGCCAGCUGCAGAAGGAGAACAAUGUUUGGGCUGUUGAUAUAAAAACGGAUCGGCUGAGGGUGAACUAAGCGGGCCUCAGCAGCGGGUCAUGGUCCUGCACCGGAUGAUUUUUGUCCCAUAGUCUUCCUGCCCACCCACCUUCAGCAUGAACAUCAUUCAAGAUAAACUAGGGAAUGAAUUCCUGCGCUCCAACGGGAGCAUGGACUCCAAUUUUGGAGCAGGCAUGAUAAUGUUCAGCCAUCUCCCUCCAGUGACCAGCUUCACCCGGCUGUCGGCCCACUCCGUCAUGCAGGAACUUCCACCACAAGAUCUGAUCCUGAAGGAGGAGCGGGUCUCUCCUGACUGCAGCAUGGGUACCCAGGGAGGCCACUUAGGAGGUGCUGUGGUAGGAGACUAUGUUCACACCAUGGGCAUCAAGCAGGAGAAGCAGUCGGAGCACGAUUAUCGCCUGCCGCUCUACCCUGGAGGUCUGGGGAAAAGCGGGGAGAUGAUGGAGGUGACUGUUGGUAACAACCAGAAGCUGCUGGUCUGUGACCUCGACGUUGGCAAUCUGUCAAAUCAUUUGGAAAAAGAGGCCACUGGGAGGAAAGGUCGGAGGUCAAACAGUGAUGGACAUGAGGGUAAACCUAGAAAGAAGAGAAGUGAGGCAAAGCAUUCAGUGAUGGAUGCAGACGGAGGCGGUCUGUCUCCAGGAACAAAGCCUCACAUCUGUGAACACUGCAGUGCGUCCUUCAGAAGCUCCUAUCACCUGCGCAGACAUGUCCUCAUUCAUACAGGUGAAAGACCCUUCAGAUGCAUUCAGUGCAACAUGAGUUUCAUUCAGAAGUAUCUUCUCCAGCGGCACGAGAAAAUCCACAGUGGAGAGAAGCCAUUCAGCUGUGACCAGUGCAACAUGCGAUUCAUUCAGAAAUACCACAUGGAGAGACACAAGAGAACGCACAGCGGAGAAAAGCCAUACAGAUGUGAGACCUGCCAGCAGUAUUUUUCUAGGACAGAUCGACUUCUUAAGCACAAGAGAACCUGUGGAGAAGCCAUUAAAAAAGGACUGAAUCCUGGGAUGAUGGAUUUUGGUUUUGUAGACAUGGGACAGGGCAGCUAUGGAUUUAUUCAGGGAAAUGUUGGGAGCACCGGCAGGAAGAAGGGAAAGUCGAAAGGUUCUGCAGUGGGAGGGGAGCGCAAGAAGAAGAAGGGAGAUGGAGCAGGUGUGAGGGAGUUGCACAUGCACAGAGCUGUAUCUGGAGGAUACAGCAUCUACGAAUACUCUGUGGAGAGUCCCACUGUGUCUUCCUCUACUGAGCCAGGACCCAGCAUGCAGCAGGGACACCAGGGUCAAGGUCCCAAGAUGGCCUUCAAGAAAGCCAAUCGGAAGAGUCUGAAUAAAGCCGGUCCGGGCCAUGUUAAAGUUGGAUUUUUGGAGCAAGAAGGCCUCGGCCUGAUGCAGAGCAACGAGGCUAAAGUAGAAUCCACCAGCAGUAACUAUGAUGACGCCAUGCAGUUCGUGAAGAAGCGGCGCUACCUUCAAGCAGCGAACAAUGCAACGUCCUCCGGGGCCGCACUGCCAGGAGGAGCCUGUAGUGAGUAUGAUGUCAGUGUCCAUUUGUCCGCGCAGCCGUCUUCUCUUCAGGGUGGGAUUUCAGGUGUAAUGGACAAUGACAUUCCUCUGAACCUGGAAAAGUCAGGGAUCACCGAUGAGGUGCUGCAGAGCCUCCUUGACCACUACACCCAGAAACCCGACAUUCACUUCGACAUCAGUGACCAAGAUGUGGAGCUGAGCCCUCCCUCAGCGGAUGGUUCUGACGCCAACGACCCCAGCCCUUCUGGAGACAAGCCUUCAGUAAUGCAGGAAUACUCCCGCUUCCUGCUGCAGGCUUUGGAGCGUACCAGCUUCAGUGCCAGUUUCCCCCUGGGCCCUGGACUUCCUCAUUCCUCCGGACCCUUCACCAGUUCCCACACAGGAAAUCCCCUGUAUGCUGACAAGAACAUCUACAGCGCAUCUCAUCUGGAGUGUGGCUUCGGCCAGCCUGUAGCUUCCCCUUCGUUGCCCUCAUCCGUGCCAAAGUCUCACUUUGCAAUGCUGAACUGCUCGUCCCCGCAGCACAGCUUCAACCUGAGUGCCCUGGAGGCCUCCUCACACCAGCAGCUCACCCCUUCUCAGGAGCUCACCGAGCAGAUGGAGAAGCAGCACUCCUCCACCCCUCGCUCAUCCUACCAGAUCAGCCCAUCCGACCUGAGCGACCAGAAGGACCGGUCGACGGUCAAGAACGACUCUGCUACGGCCUACCCUCUGGUACCUUCGCAGGAUCUGGCCUCUUUGGACCCCUCUAAGCCUUCCUACCAGAUAGAAAACUUUGCCCAGGCCUUUGGCUCCCAAUUUAAACCUGAUGUACAUGGUUUGUCUUACAACACUGACUCCAGUGGGGAGGUGGAUCACAGGAUAAGGACGCCUGUGUCGGAUUUCUCAGGGUAUAGUUUGUUAUCUGAUGUCAGUGAGCCAGUAAGUACAGGUUCCAAAACACCAACAAGCCAAAGCUACAGAUGAAACCUGGGACAACGUUGUUUAAUGGUUGUUCUUGUUUUAACUAUCCUGCUCUGCUCCAAUUUUAUUAAUCUUAUUUUUUGUGACAUCUAUUUUAUUUACACUGAUGCUCUGUCUUUAUGCCUAUUCCUCUCCAUGCAAUAAGCCUGCAAGGCAUCCUUCAAAUGCAACUUGUUUGAAAGCAUCUGAUCUGCUGAGUAUAUGAUUUACCGUUAACUGGUGUCAUAGCAGUGCCAGUAGGUCUGCUCUUUAUUUAUAAAUUCAAUGAACUUUUCAAGCAACAUUUAGCAAAAAGCGGUAAAUUUCACAUCCGAUGAGCUCAUUCAACUCAUUCAUGUGUUUUUAAAAUAAGAAAUGAUGGCAGGGAAACGCCCAGAACUGAAGUGGCAAAAAGGAAAAAAAAUGAAUUAAGUUGUCAAAGGUAUUACUCAGGAAAAUGCGGGAAACGAGCAGCUCUCGGAGGACGGGGAGCUCACCUUUUCAGAAGUGUUUGCGAUUUAAAAAAAAAUUAUUAUUUUUUUUUUUUCUUACACGUUGAAUGAGUGUGACAUAAAACGUCUGCUGCCACCUCACUUGAACACUGAAAACACUUUUUACUUGGCUGUAUAGAGAUUAUGGUACUUUAUGUCAAUGUGAAACUCCUGUUUUCUUCAACAAGGGCCAUACACAUGGAUAUCUAUAUAUAUUUAUAAGAAUAUAUAUAUAUAAUAUGUAAAAUAAGUGUUGGGUUCUGGCAUUUGAAGUAGAAGGAAGAAUAAGAGCUGGUUAUUGAGCUAAAUAGUCCUUGUUAUAUUUUUGGGCACGUCUUCUUCAGCCAAUAGAUGUCGCUGUUGGACAGCAGUAGGAUGGCCUUUUUUCCCCCCUGUUUUACUGUUCUCGUCUUUUUCCUCUUAUUUAUCUAAAUGUGUGUGUGAUUAGCACUUUGAGCUGCUUUCUCACAUUGUUUAAAGUACCCGACCAGAUCUAGCUCCAACAUGAGGAGUUACUCGAGGCUUUGGAAGUUGCUGUUGGGGCGUACGUAUGCAGAGGGAGCAGAUAGCGUUGAGCUGAUUGUGGGGUGGGAAGGCUUUGUUUCGGAUGAAGGAUGUGGGGAGUUGAUGGGUUGAAACAUUUUUUUCUUAUCUGGGAGGAUUUAGCUUAGGCUUUUGGGUGGGCUUAUUAAAGUAAUGUAAUAUUUAAUUGGGAUAAUGUAAACGUAACUACAACCCCUAGUUUUAGUUGCCUUGAUACAAACCCUAGUGACUUUCACAGAGUUUAUUAACUAUGAGGAUAAAAUAUGUUUAUGACCCAAUGUUUCUGCAGCCAUGUACUGAAUUUUUUUAUUUUAGAUACUUACAAGCAUUAUUAUUCCUUUAGUAACUGGGUGCAUAUUCCCUUAAAGAGCAGGUGCAAGAAAUAUGUCGAGAAAUAUAUGUAGUUUCUUGCUGACAUUUUGAAAUGCCCACUUUUUUGUAUGGAAAACAACAAUUGUGGAGACUUUCAUAAGAAAAGCUGGCCUUGAGUGUUGGAAAUGAUAUCUCUCUGCUGCUCUGAAUGAUUCUUUGAUCCCAUUUGUGCCCCAAUAAUACAGUUCUGGUCAGUUUACAUACACACAUUUUUGGCAGGAUUUUCCUAUUAAUUUUUGGCUUUCAGUGAUUUGUUUAGUCAUUCCUUUUUCCGAGUCUGACCGAUAUCUCUGCUUAGAACCUCAUAUUCCUUAGCAAGACGCAGAGAAACCCUGUGGUUUUUGCAGUCAUCAGUAAGCUUCAGGGAUUAUUCUGACUGGAUACUUGACCACUCUUCUUAUCAGUAAUGUUUGAGGUUAGUUAAAUUUGUCCCCUUUUUCAUUGGCUCUACUUUAGCCGGCUCCAUUCCACUCACCCUGUUUUGCGACUGUUUUCAUUACUGGCUUUUCUGACCCGCUGCUGACUUCUUUUGGUCUUUGUUUAUCAGCAGGUCCCAUUGGGGCUGAGCAGGGCUGAAAUGUGAUGUGAACAGACUGCUGUUCACUGAUAGGCCAUGGGUUUGCUCAGCUGAGGUAGGAGAGACAGACAAGCCACGGGGUUUACAUCACAUUGCCUGGAACAAAAGCUCUGGCGAUGGUUUGAAAUCACUGUUAAGAGGACAAGGUGUAUGACAGUGUUUAUUUAAAUUUGGAUGUUUGUAUUUGAAACUGAUCACCUGUUCGGUAGGCUCACACCGAACCAUAAGACAGCCAGGCUCAAUAGAGGCACAACUCUUAACAUCAGAUAGUCAAUGGAAACACUACAGCUGUGAAGUAGAGUGAAACCGAGGGCCGUGUGGCACCAGAACCCUUGGUGUCCUAGUACAGACCCGGUUUUAAGCAUAGUCCAUGCGUUUUCUGCAGGGUUAAGGUGGGGGAAUUUCCAGAAGCUUCAUUUUAGUUUUCUUUUAUCCAUUUCCAAAUCAGCUUUUAUCUGUCUUUAAGAUCCUUGUCUUUUUAGGACGGAUGUGUCCAAAGCGUACCUAAACCUUCGCCCUUUAUAUGAAAGGAUAUUGGUAAGGAUGUUCAGGAACAACCCAGUAACCACAAAAGCUUAAGCUAGUAAUAAACUGAAAACUGCUUGAACACCAGUGUCGCUGUCCAUAGUUACCAUGAACUGACCAAGAAGUAGCACCUGGUUUAAAAUAAACGGCUCCAAGCUCAAAACAAAUGUACAGCUGGUUUAACAAGGUUAUUGUUAAACCAGAGCAAGAGUGAGCUGCCUGACCACAGAGACAGGAAGUAUGUUUGUAGGGGUCAAGCUGAGGCUUUUAAGAACAUUGUACCAGCUGAUAACGUGGUGGUAGCAGCUGCAUUUCAAAUCAUCUGUUAGCUGGGUAUAUCUUGGACACAGUUCUGUGCUCCAACAAAGAUGAUGAUCCCAGACAUGCAUAAAAACUGCUUUUACAAUGAAUAAAACAGGCAAACUUUAAACCUUAAGAAAAGGGCCUGACCUAAACCUGGAUGAAAAUUUAGGAACUGUUUAAACGCUGAGUUUGUGCCAGGAAAAUAAUACAAAAGGAGAGGUAAAAAAUUCAGCCAAGAUUAGGUCAGAAUCUUUUUGGUGGUUAAAGAAAACCCAGUUUUUUCACUGAGACCUAAUAAGACUCCUCUUCAAAUACCAGUGAGGGUGUAUGUCUAUGAUUGAGCUUUAAUAGUUUGUUUAAAUUUUGCUAAAUUAAAAGUGUCUUCUCGGGGCAUUCCACAGAACGGUCCAAGUCAAAUUCGGCAAUGUAGAAUCUAAUUCCAAAUUUGAGAUAGAUGGAUUCCAAAAUGGUCAAAUCACAGUCCAAUACAGAUCUAAUUACAUACAGCCCAAUUCACUCGUAACAAAAUCAGUUGAUCAUAUAAUGGCAGUUGGUUAAAAGUUGUCAUAUUGCAUUAAAUCUUUGACGUUGCAGCCUUCCGUCUUCCUGAUCAAACAAGUGGUGACAAUAGUUAGGGUACAACUCUCUUCAAAAACGAAGAAAACUACAGUACAGCUUGGCUCAUUUAGGUAUGUUUGACUUUUUGUAUAAUUUUUGACCCAGUCGGGCUUGACGAAAACCUAUAACAAAUGUGAAAUUGUUUUUCCUAUUCUUGUUUUUAAAAAUUGCAUCAUUUCACCUGAGAAAAAGAACUGCUCAAAUAAAUUUUGAGCCCAAAAUUAGUGUGGUUAGACUUGAACAGAACUGUUCCUUUAAGCAAUCAUCAAACAUGGCAGUGUAAAAUGCAAAGAUGUUGCAUCAAUAAUGUCAUGUUGAGGUGAACAAUAAUUAGCCUCACUUAUACCUCAUUUCACUGCAAACCAGGGACAAAGAUGUGGAGAUUUGUACGUAGCAGAAAUGCUGUUUAAAAUGUCAUGUUUUUGUACGAUUUAUAUUUAAACAGUCGUUUUGGGGGGAAUCUUUUGUACGUGACACUUGCGUGGACCGUCAUGGACGUGUAGCUGAUACCAGCCAGUGUUCAAUCCUUUAACCAUUUCUCAGCUCUGAUCAGUGUAUCGUUUCUUAUUGUUUACAAAAGUUGUACAAAACACUACACCCAACUUAAUUAUGUCAGUUUUGUUUUACAGUGUUUCAUCCCUACAGAGCCAAAUGUUACAGCUGACAUCUUUUUAUAUUUUGUGGUCUGUUUAUUGAAUUAAAAUGUGACUGAAUGGGGACAAAACAAUAAAAACUGCUGUUACCAUGA